Molecule: messenger RNA, 4688 nt
Organism: Pantherophis guttatus
Lineage: Eukaryota; Metazoa; Chordata; Lepidosauria; Squamata; Colubridae
Product: tetraspanin-15-like
Cellular component (GO): plasma membrane
Source: RefSeq, a predicted model, not a curated record
AUGCAAGGACAAAUCACGCAUUGGGAAGAUGGCUUAGAAGUGGGAGAUACCUCUAAUGAACCGGGUGGAAAGGGCGCUUGGAGUGAGGUUGGCGCAAGCGGGCUCCAGGCGGAGCUCCUGACCGAGGUGGGGAGAUGCAACCGAAGCCUCGGCCCCGUCUUUGGGCAGGCGGUCCCUCUUCCAAGAGCCCAGCCUGGCCGGGGGCUGCUUCUGGGGCCUUCCCUGCUCCUCCGCUUGGAAGGGUUUCCGGGGCUUUGGCGCCGCAGCCUCUGCCGGGGCUUCCACGGGACCCGAGCGGGGCCUCGGGCAGAGAAUAUGAGCCUCCGCGUCCCGAGCGAAGAGCGGGGCCCGGAGCGCUUGCCCGGCGGGGCGGUGGGCUCAGCGGAGCGGCCCUCGGGGCUCUGUGCGGGUCGCUCUCGGGGGCCGAAAGGCGGGCGCCUCUCCUUCGCGACCCGGCCUGGGCCCCGCCGCCCCUUCCCUCGCCUGCGCUUCCCAAACGGAAGUGGACGAAACCCCCGGAGAAAAAGAAAGCGCCGCGCCCAGCGGGCACAGCUGACGCCGCCGCCGCCGCCGCCUCCCCGCGCAGGUGCCCGGCCGGCCUUCCUGGCGGCGGCGUCCCGGCGUCCCUGCGGAGCGAUGGGCGUCUCGGGGCCGGCCUGGCGGGACUCGCUGCCCUACUACUACUGCGUCAAGUUCGCGCUCUCGGCGUCCUCCACCCUCUUCUCGAUGGUCGGCCUUGUCAUCUUCUGUGUGGGCAUUUAUGCCGAAGUGGAAAGGCAGAAGCACCGGACCUUGGAAGAGCUCUUCCUUGCUCCAGCCGUCAUUCUCAUCCUCCUGGGCCUCACGAUCUUUGCCGUUUCUUUUAUUGGCAUGGUGGGAUCCCUCCGAGACAACCGUACGCUGCUGAAAACCUUCUUCUGGGUCCUCUUGGCCAUCUUCAUCAUUGAGUUGCUGCUAUUGUUGGUCGAAAUCAUCUUCGAGAAGCAGAUGAAUGCAGUGUUCCAUUCCAGCAUUCAGGAUGGAAUAAGACACUAUUAUGACGACUUGGAUUUCAAAAAUAUUUUGGACUAUGUUCAGCAAAAGUUUUCCUGCUGUGGAGGUGACGAAUUCAGCGACUGGCAUGUGAAUCCAUACCACUCGUGCAAUGGCAGUGGCCCUCUGGCCUGUGGAGUGCCCUACACCUGCUGUAUCAGGAAGGCGCCAGGAGAAGUCAUCAACACUCUGUGUGGAUACCGAACACUAAAUCAAGAGCGACUGGAGCUGGUGAACACCAUCCACGUACGCGGCUGCAUCCACGCAGUGAGCUUUUGGUUCAAAGACAAUUUUGAAGCCACUUUAGCAAUUGUUUGCUCUUUGCUCCUUCCUCAGGUCUUCGGCUUGGUGAUGGCCUGGCUACAUUGGCAGAAGCUGAAUGAGAUUCAUUCCCAGAUGGACACUGUGGACUUCAAGCAACUAGACUGGAGCGACUUCAAUUUUGCUACUCUGGACCUCACGGGGGCCGGCUGGUGCUGGUGUUUGCCUCGAGAAGGUGGCUACAUCCCAGUCUGUGACAAAGAUGAUGAGAGCGAGGUCGAGGCUGCCACCAGCCACAGCAAAGUGUGAAGCUCUUAGGUUGCUUGCGGUGCCCAUUCCGGAGAGACUGGUCAGGCCUAGCCGCCCAAAAGUGGCGUGGGACUGUUAAGCAACGAGAUCUGUGGGUAUUGUAAAGGGUGCUUUGCCUUCUGAAAUGUACACAACCACUCAGUAAUUGUUUUUGCAUACUAAGUUGAGUUUAAAAUUCAAGUAGGUUUUUCCAAUUUUGGGACUCUGAACUUUUAAUAUAUAUUUUUUUUUAAAAAAACUGAAAUGUAGAAGCUUUUUUAUUUUAUAGUUUUUAGAUUUUAGAACUUUAGUAGAAAAAAGAAUCCCAGGUAUUUUGUACACCAGAUGGUUAAAAUAUUGCCCCUGCAUUUUCCUACAUAUUACCUAGUAGAUGGUCCAAUUUUUUACACUCAUUUCAAAUUGAAUUAAUGCUUUAAUUUCCCAAAAAAAAGUCUCUUGAUGACUUUAAAGCAGUUUCUUCACUACAAAAACCCAACCAGUCAAGAACCUUGUAGUGCAGACAUUUCCAGUUCUUUCCAGUUUACAGACUUCAGUAGUAAUUUUACCAUCAAAAAAUUCUGAUGACCGUGAAAAGCAAGGAUUUGGUGUGGUAGGUAAUGAUAUAUAUGGAUCUCCAAAAUAAAAUAAAUCUUAUGUUCCCAUUUGAAAGAUUGCAAAACGUUUACAAAUGUGGCAAUCCCACAUUUUUUGCUCCUUUGAAAAUUAACCUUUAUUCUGGCUCUCUCCCAGAGUGUUCGUGUGUGAUAGAGGUCUUGGGCCACAGAAAAGGACUGUGUGAUGUAGCGUCACGUAACCAAUCAGAUGCCGCUUAGUGACCCAGUGGAUCCACAAUGAACUGGUGUCUGGGGACAAAGCGUGUUAUCACCUUCACUGAACUUGAGCAGAGUGCCUGAAAAAGAGGCGCGUUCUGCAUUGAUGGAAAUCUCACAGCAACAUAGGGUGUUAAAUAAAUAUCUGCCUUAGGAAAUGCCCCGUGCGGAAGGCGUUUCCUCGUUUUGAAAAAAGGCCCGUGUUGACAAGGUACAGAAACACUUGUAAAAUCUUGUUCGUUUCUAGUCAUCUUACUUUUGAAUUUUGCUAUAUAUAUUCUUUGCUUUUAUUUUUCAUGAUUUUUGUAAGCCCCUAUUUGUAAUCAGGAUACCUUGGGAGGGUAGUGACUAUGAUUGAUCGAGUGGCUGAUCAGUUGAUUGAUUGAUUAAAUAAAUAAGUGAUUGGACAUGGAGCUGUCCAAUCAUCUUUGGCAGCAAACACAGGGUCUUUUGCAUCCACAAAGACUUAUCAAUAAGUGGGUAGACACCCUUGUGGAUCACAGUUCAUGUCAUCACAUGUGUGGGAAUUAGUCUGGAGUGCCUCAGGAGGGCCCAGGUGGUGUAAUGGUUAAAGCACCAGGCGAGAAACCGGAAUACAGUCUGUUCUAGUUGCCCUCAACUUACGACAACAAUUGAAUCCAAAAUUUCUGUUGCUAAGCAAAACAGUUAAAUGAUUUUGCCCCAUUUUAUGCCCUUCCUUGCCACAGUUGAAUCACAGCAGUUAUUAAGUGAGUAACAUGGUUGUUAAGUGAAUCUGGCUUCCCCGUUGACUUUGCUUGUCAGAAGGUCGCAAAAGGGGGUCACGUGACCUCUGGGGAAACUGCGACUGUUGUAAAUAUGAACCAAUUGCCAAGCAUUUGAAUUUUGAUCACGUGACCAUGGGGGGGGAUGCUGCAGUAGUUAUAUGUGUGAGAAACGGUCAUUAGGCACUUUCUUCAAUGCAAUUGUAACUUCAAGCGAUCAUUCAAUGAAUGGUUGUAAGUUGAGGACUACCUGUCCUACCUUAGGAGGAAGCCAGCAGGGUGACCGUUGGCCAGUCCCUCUUUCUCAACUCCAGGAAGAAGAGGGCCAAGGCGAACUUGUCAAGAGAACUGCAACGUCUCAGAGGCACCCAAAGUGAAGACGCGUCUCUGAGCCCAGUGAAAACCUGCAGGCCUCGGACUUAGAAGAGAGCUGAUUGGCCUCGCUUGGGAAAGAGGCACCACUGCAGAAAGGCCUCGUCUUGGAUAAGCCGAUUGAGCCACAUUGAAGACAACCUCCCUCUGCUGAAAAAUAAUUGAUGUCAGGCCGAUCCAUUCUGUCGUUCCCUGGAUCUGUUUUUCUUCCUUUUUGGAAGAUGGGAACCACGACAGCUCUUUUCCAGUCCUCUGGUAGUUCCCCGGUGCUCCAGGAUCUUUGAAAGACAGGGUUCACUGGUCCCGAGAUCACGUCUGCCUGCUCUUUCAGGACCUUGGGGUGUAAUCUAUCUGGUCCUGGUGAUUUGAACUCGUCUGGAGCAGACAGGAGUUCUCGUACUAUUUUCUUGUCUGUUUUUUACAUUUAUGUUUUUGGUAGAUUGAGAUAUAUUAUCUUUGUGCGCAAAGACAGACGCGAAGAAUGAAUUAAGCAGCUCUGCUUUCUCUCCACUGCCCUUUACUUCCUUGCCAUCUUGUCUCAUUAGUGGAGUCCCAUUGUUUCCUUGACUUUUUUCUUUUUUGUGUGGUUGUAGCGCCCCCUCGUGGUCACAAACUGAAAAUCUGUUUGAAUAAUAGAGCAGAUGCAGAGCAAGACCUGCUUGGCAUGGCAGGGCCAGUGGGGGCAAGAAGACUCUCACCAACCACGAAUGGGGAUGCUGCAAUGGUUGUGAGAGGACCACUCACAAGUCACUUUUUCCAAUGCCAUUGUAACUUUGAAUGGUCGCUAAAUGAAUGAUUGUAAGUCGAGAACUACCUGUAUUGUAUAUAAAUUGGAAGCAAACCUCCAUACACUAUAAUGCUCAAUGGUCUCAGGAGUGAAACGCCUCCGAGCAAAGAACUGAGCUCAGAGAGCACCAAGGACUCCACAUUUCAACCUUGUGCUACGGAGAUUCUCUACUAUUGGACCUCAUCCUGCAAGUGCAGAUAUGAAGAAAUUGUAUUUUUCCUUGUCUUUCCUAUGUGGCAAGAAGAUGGUGGUCUUUCAUUUCGUUCAACAACUGUAAUGAUUAAAUAUCGGUUUCACUUGAAUUGUUGUUACCUUAUACUUUCUUGUAUUUAAUUUACCUGCUAAGGGUACUCAAUAAAGCUUGAAAUCUCCUUC